Molecule: messenger RNA, 5800 nt
Organism: Chilo suppressalis (striped riceborer)
Lineage: Eukaryota; Metazoa; Arthropoda; Insecta; Lepidoptera; Crambidae
Source: the annotation of a GenBank genome assembly
AUAUAAAAAUGAAACCCGUUUUCCGUUGUCACGACAUAACAUGAAAACGGCUUGACCGAUUUGGCUGGUUUUUUUUUGUAGUUUUCUAAUACUCUGUACAAGGUUCUUACGGAAAAAAAUAUAAAGAAAAUCCCAAGGGGAUAAAAUAAGGAAUGAAAGUUUGUAUGAAACUUUAUCAAUUUUAAACCGAUCGGGCUGAGACUUUGCAUGCAGGUAUAAGAAGAAUCAUAGAUGAAUGUCAUUGUGUAUAAUACAAGCCUGAGAACAAAAACUGUAGUCUACACUUCAGCUCUACACCGAAGCGAAGCGAGGGCGGGCCGCUAGUCUUUUAUAUAAACAGAAGACAGAAAAAUAGGCUGCCAUUGAAAACUUUUUCCUCAGACAAAGAAUAAUGAGAAAAGUACAUACCUGUCAAAAUCUGAAAUGUCACAGGAAAUGAACUCAAACUGCAAACGGUGUGUUUCAUAAUAAACAUUUAUAUUUUUUAAGUAUUUUUAAAGCACAUAAAUAAGUUUUCUAAGUGAAUUUGUUUGUUGUAAUAAAGUAGCUGUUAUUUGUUACAAUUACGAGUAUACAUGGCAAGAAAUCUGACAAGGAGACACAAUCGCCGGUUUUGAAGGUUUUCAAGGACAUCAUGCAAAGAGAAAACGAUCCUGAGAAAGUGAAUCUGCUGAAAGAAAAACAAGACAGAAAGAAAAGACAGUACUCCGGGUCUAGAACAAAGACGGAACAGAGAACGCAGAGACCUCAGGACUCAAGUAGCUCAGAGCAUCACAAACGAAAUGUUCAAUACAAAGAAAAUGUAAACAAUCACAAGAAUAAAGAAUACGCACAGUACAGAACGCAGAGCAUACCAUUUCAAGACGAGAAGAAGGAGAGCUAUUUGUUUUGGGGGAAUGAAACUGACAAGAAAAAACAAGAGGAUACAUCUUCCUGUGUGUCUUGCGCGUUGAAGAAGAUUGUGAGCUCGGAGUACACGUGCGUCGCCUGCUUGGGCGUGCUGUUCCUUCUGACUGUUUUGGUGGCUUUUUGUAUGGUCUUCAAGACUGUGCCAACGAUCAGUACUAGUGAUAAGGUUCUCUCUAAAAAGCCUUCCAAUGGACCAACUGGUAGUGGUGUGCAGAAAAAAGCUGCUAUAUUAACCGGAGGCAGGUAUGACGACAGUCGUCUUGGGAUUGGCUUAGACGAUCGGCAAGCAUGGGACAGACAUUUCAGCGGAUUAGCAGGCCUUGCUGGCAAUGGUUACGCAGGCGACAGUUACCGUGAUCUGACUGAAGAAAUAGGCUUGAAGUCUGACAACCAGCUUUCUUCUAUAUUGGACAUUAACAAGAUCAAUGCAGGCAGCGAGAAGUUACGGGAUUUCUACAAAAAACUUGUGAAGACUGAGGAAGAGAUACGCAACCUAAAGAUUAAUAAUAAUAAUGACAUUUCAUCCACCUAUUUGGAAAAUGACAAAUUCAACUUUCUCACUGAUAGGAGGAAACGGUCGUUCAGACUUAAUCACUCAAGGGUGCUACGGUCUGCCGAUAAAAUGCUUCGAUCCAGCACAGAAGCCAGAUUCAAUGGAAGCAAUUUCAAUUUAUAUUUUCCACCGCUCGUAAAUUCUUCAGCUGCGAUCCCAAAGGUCAAGAGAUUCGCCAACGGUACUGAUGAGCCGACUGGCUAUGUCAUUGAAAAGAAACAAAUUGUAGUUCAAUAUAAACCGAACAAUAAUGUGAGGAAGGUGCCUAAAUGUUCACACGUGCCAAAGGAAUCGAAAUCACACGAAAAACAAAUGAAACACCCGUUCUAUAAGAAUACGCAAAGACUUGAUGAAUUAUUAGAUCAGCUUUUAGAUAAGAACUUACCUGAACUUAUGGCCGAUCCUUUUGAAGUCGAUACUCUAUUUAAAGAUAACAAAGAGAAGCUUGGUGAAAGACUCAAUAAUCCCUUGGAAAUGCAAAUGACUAAAAUGAAAGGUGAUAGAGAUGAAGUAAAUAAAGAACGUUUAGAACCGAUCAAGACUGACGGAGAAUUGGACAGGGAUCUUGAUAACUUUAUUACGCCCACUAAAAAGAAAUCAAAAGUGACAACACCCACGUCGCCUUAUUAUGAUGUAUUGCUAAGCGUCUCAACUAUUGUGAAUCCAGCUCUAAAGAAAGAUGAAAAGAAAUCUGCUUCUUUAAAUAAUUUACAAAGUGCAGUACACUUGCGAAAACUGCUACAAACUAAGGAAGAUUAUGAAGAAGGAUUAGGUUAUGAAGACCUCAAUGAAGUUCUUGCUGAUGAAAUCGAGACUCGGGAUGAGAAAGAAGAAGGUAAAGAAAGGAGGAAGAGGAUGGAGGAAUAUCCAAUGAGUUUACCAACUACGCACCCGUAUCCUGCACAUCCAUCACUGGGAUUGCACAAUCAAAACUGGAAAGGACCAAUGCCUCUAUAUCCGGAUGAAUUGAUUUCUAUGAUAAAACAAGCAGCCAUUCAAAAUCUCCAUGCACUUCAUUUAAAUAAAAUAAAAGUACCUGAAUCUAAAGAAACUGCUGAGGUGUUAGAAGAUAGUGACCUUAACGAUAUGGAAUAUAUAGAAAAUUACGCAGAUCAUAAGAAUGAGAGGUUAGCGAAAAUGGCUCAAGCUUAUAGUGACUACGGGGUUCUUACUGAUAAAAAAGCGUCUUUAAGGAAAGAAAUUGAAAAGAAUCGAGAAGGCACUAUGAAACCUAAGCCUAUAAAAAAAUCGAUAAGUAAAAAAAAAUCGUGGAAGCAUAAAUUCUUUGAUAGAUUUAAAAAAGGUACAUCGGAAGGAUUUCGUUUUGAAAUAAAGCCAUCAGAGGUAUCCACAAUAGAGCCCAAUUUAGAUAUACUAAAAUCUUUGAGCAAUCAUGUCAAGUUUGUAAAUAAUGACGCAAAAUUGACUAAGCCUUUAGCGGGUGUGACGUCAUCUUUACUACCAGUAAGCCCUGACUUUGCGCUAUUCAGUACUGUCCAUGGAAAAGGCAGUUUCGAAUCAGAGACUAAAACGCUCAGUAAAAAUAAUGGCGAAGACGAGAGCAGUUUGUCAGUUCACUACAAUAAAGUGAAAUCGAGGACUUUACUAUCAACAGAUGAAACAAAAGAUGUAGAAAAUAAAGAUUUGAUACGUCAACAAAAUAAAGCAAAUGAAACAAAAGAAAAGGAAAAUGAAUCCAAUACGUCUGAUUUCCUAAAAGCGGUACUUGAUAUCAACAUCGACAAUAUAAAAAAGAGUAAACAAAGCCAUAGCACAAAUUUAAGUGAUUUUUUUAUGACGGUGUCUAAUUGGUUUACUGAACUAGCUGCUCUUGGUGUAGAUAGCAAAACAAUAAAAAAUAACUCGAGUGUAAUGCAAUUUGUUCCGACAAGACUAGUAAGAUCUGAAGAAACAUUUGAUAAAAAUAAACCUACUGAUAAUUUAUAUCCCAGUUAUAAUUCUAAUAUGAUUGAAAAUAUAGGACACAGAUCAAGAGUACUUAUGUCAAUUGAUGAUUUGAAACAAAACACUGCUAGUUAUGAUACAACAGGUUUAAAAAAUGAGAAUGACAGAAUUAGCUAUCAACAAGAUGUGAAUAAUGUUUUAAAAUUAACAACAGUCAUUAUAAGCACAAUUGUUGAUACGACCACACAGAGUUUACCAAGUAUUGAUGAUUUUGUCAUAACCACUUCUAUUGGAAGUAAGCCAACAGUUGCUGACAAUAAAACAUUCGCCAAAAGGAAUGCGAAUGCUGAUAGCAAUUUGAUUUUCUGGAAUGAUAUAUACGACGAUGAGUAUGGAGUCAAUUUGGACCCUGUAGACAAUACCAUGAAAGCUAAACAACCCAACACCAGAGGUUUAGACCUCGUGAAGAAAUCUAGUAACUGGAUUCACGAAAAAGUAAUGAACAUCGCUAACAACAUUCGAGGUGAAAAAGGCACCAUUAAAAGUUCAACACGUAAAAGAUCAAUGCAUUCGCCCCAGCACUGUGGAUCUGGUGGUUAUCCAAAAUAUAAACAGAAGCGUUUUCGAAAGAGGAGUGUAAAUGAAGAAGAAGAAACCAAGGACGAGUUUAACAGUUUCGAGAAAUUAACGCAAAAAAUGAAAAAGGUCUGUAAGGAAGCAGCGAAAGCAGUUCAACAGACGAAAAAUGUUAAAGUUCGCCAGAAUGACAAAGAUGACGAACUAAGCACGUCUCUCAUGCAGCAGCUGAUUCAUUUAAUGUCAGAUGUGAUAGACUUCCAAGUGCAGCAAAAGACUUGUUUGAGAUUGCCACCAGACCUCCAGGACUUUUUGGAUUGGCUGACGUCAGCGGAUUCGGAGAACAUGGAAACUAGAUCUUAUAGAAUGGACACUCAUGACGAAGAUAUUGCUCUACCAUCUUACCCGCCGUCGUCGAGUGAGAGGGAAGAUAUCCAUGCUGACACCAGGUCAGACUGCUUGGGCACCAUUCGUGCUGUUGAAGAUCUGAUGCAGCAGUACGAAGAGAUGAGUGAAGAUGACAAGAGCAAAAUGACAGGCGUUAAGGAGUAUCUAGAAAACCAACUCCAGUACCUACAUAAGCAGUUUGCCAACUAUGACGAUUACAAAUCGCCGUAUUUAUAUCAAGAUAAAUACAAUCCACUCAGAUACAAAAGAUACGCUUCAGAUAAUCACAAAAGAAAUAUACAUAACAAAUAUAGAAACAGCUCAAACAUAAAACAGAAAAGACGUCGUAAAAGAAAAUUUCUUAAAAACUUUGGCAGAAAACAUACAAAGAGUACAGUCAGCAUAUACGACGGCCUACCAACAGAAAUGCCAUUUAAAAACAAAGAAAAUUUAAAAGGAAAUGAAGUAGACAAAGACUGUAUUGAUAAAUCCAGAAGUAAAGAAACAGAAAAAAGGGUUUAUCCAGAAAAGAGAAAUCUAAAAGAUGUAUACUACAAAGCUUUGGCAGACGCUAAAAAAUUUACUACACCAAAGAAUGUACACCUAAAAGAAGAACUAGCUGGAUUCGAUAAUGCAAAAGUUGUAAGGAUAAAGAAAUGAUUCCUAAAGGAAUGAAACAUUUAGUAGCAACUCAAAAUACUGAUUCAUACAAUCAAUUGAGCGCUUUUAUAACCAAGCUCAAAUUUGCCAACCAAUUACUCUACGAUAGCUAAGUGUACAACUUUUGCAAUUAUUCAUUAAACGGUAAAGAGCUUUAUUUUCAGAUAGGUACUGAGCCAAAUUCUGUUAUAGUUCUAUCUAUAUUUAGUGCAACCGCGCCACUAAUCAUGUCUUUAUCAGAUGAAAAGGAGGGACUUCUUUUAAAUCUACUUUUAAGAGUGCCCACAGAUUGAGUCACUAAAUUACUAAUUAAAAUAGUGACCACUCUUGGCCGCGUUUAGUGUUUCUUUGCAUCUUCAAAAACCAUGAUUAGAAUGAUCUUAUCAAAUUUAGUUUUAGACUUAAAAACAUCGUUUUAGAAAAAAACCGAUUUGAUAUUUUAAAUGCGCAGAUAUUAUACCUACUUCUUUGAUAAUCAUAUUUAAUUGAAACCUUUUAUAAUGUUGUCGAAGGUUGAUAAGGCUCAUAUUAGAAUGAACCGCACCACUAGACAUAUUAUUGAGAUUAUUCACGUCGUGACCCGCGGGACGAUUUUGGUUCGAGAGUGUUUGUGACAAUAACUUCAUAAGCUGCUAAUGGUAUAUCUAUUGGUACUAAACGAAACCUUGUAACUAAUGGUAUAUCUAUUGGUACUAAAUAAAACCUUGUAAUUUUUAAUCGUUGUUGCUACUUUAAAGUUUAGUUUUAGAUGCUUGUAUUUUUAGUGAGGAUGUAAUAUGUAUGUUGAACAAUAAAUGAGUUAUGUAUUUA